AUGGGUGACUUUGUGACUGAAGCAUUCACCCUGCUGGCUGUCGCCAUUGUGAUCAUCGCACUCCGUACGGCGGCACGAUGGAUCAUGGUUGGGCCACGGAACUUUCAAGCCGACGACUAUCUCAUGAUUUUGGCGUGUAUUGUAUACGGUCUCGAAACGGGCGCUGCAUAUAUGGUGGGGGCAUGGUUUCAAGGACUCGCCAACAAUGCCAUGACAGACGAACAACGUCGGACACUGUCGCCCGACUCUGAGGAAUACCGUCUCCGGGUGGGUGGCUCAAAGGUCCAAGUCACCGGCUGGUCAUUAUAUACCCUUUUGCUCUGGCUGCUGAAGACGUGCAUGGCCAUCUUCUAUUCUCGGUUGACGUCGGGCUUGGUGAACAUGCGAGUCCGGAUCAUUGUUGCCUACGUCUUGAUUGGCGUGACUUAUCUCGUGACGAUUUGCUCCAUUCUCUUUGGCUGCCAUCCAAUGCACAAAAACUGGCAGAUUUACCCCAAUCCUGGAAACUCCUGCCAACCUGCUGUUUCCAAGAUCGAUAUCUAUGUCACUGUGGUGCUGAACGUCACCACCGAUAUCUACUUGAUCAGUAUUCCUGCUCCGAUGCUGUUUAAGGCUCGCCUUCACUGGCGAGAGAAGCUUGAGCUGCUUAUUCUCUUUAGUGGCGGCAUCUUUGUGAUGAUGGCGGGUAUUCUCCGCUGUGUGCUGAUUUUGACGGCUGGUGCAAAUGGUGCCCAACAGGCUGGUAGCUGGGCCUGUCGAGAGACAUUUGUUGCGGUGGUGAUUGGCAAUGUCCCCAUGAUCUACCCACUCUUCCGUCGUGUCGCUCGUCGAGCUGGCUUGUACCUGAGCUCGAGAGGCGGCGGAUCCGCCGAGAGUUAUCCGGCCUACCAGUUAUCAGAAGGUGGAGAGAGCGGAUACGGAAAACGAAAGAAAUUUCGUCAUCCGCUGUCCAUUCCUGGGGACACUCAGUGGAAUACGGUCAGUGAUGAACAGAUGAUGCUACCGACUUCGCGCCAGCAGCCGCCCACGUGCACAGCUGGGAGCGAGGGCGACUGGGACACACACAGCCACCACAGCAGCAGCGGAGGCAUCAAGGUGGUUCAUGAGACGAUUAUUCAAAGUACCAAGAAGGAUUCGCACAUGUAA
This is a messenger RNA of Penicillium diatomitis, 1146 nucleotides long. RefSeq lists its product as uncharacterized. The record is from RefSeq and is a predicted model, not a curated record. Lineage: Eukaryota; Fungi; Ascomycota; Eurotiomycetes; Eurotiales; Aspergillaceae. The transcript has 6 exons. Bases 1 to 1146 code for a protein of 381 amino acids.